AUGGCUGCUAGAUCCCCGACAGCAGCUACUCCGCUGCCGAAGUCCUCCGUUGCGCCCGAAAGUCCCUCCAAAGACGCGACCGAAUCUCCUCAAACCGUGCCUUUCCCAUCACCCCAGACUUUUGAAAUCAUCCCACCUCUCCACGGUAUUCUUCUUCGCUUGUUAUCUCAGAAGGGUCCAAGUGGACGUGGUGCCCCUGGAGAAGCUCCAGGCGGCCCAGGUCAACAAACACCCAGUAAUAAUGGUUCAACAUCACAAGCUGUCCCCGAAGUCCCUACCCUCGAUCCAAAUGCCCACCCACCACUUGAUGUGAAAGAUCUUCCCAUCCAGACCAGCUCUGUGAAGAUUCGAAUUCAAAAGGCAAGGGCGGUAGUGGAGGGACUACCAGAUGUCCACCGAUCUGUGGAAGAGCAGCAGAACGAGAUUGCAGAGCUUGAGGACCGUGUGGCUCGUCUUCAAUCUGUCAUUGCAGACUUUGGAAGCCGUGCAGCCAAGACACAGGAAUAA
Molecule: messenger RNA, 507 nt
Organism: Penicillium odoratum
Lineage: Eukaryota; Fungi; Ascomycota; Eurotiomycetes; Eurotiales; Aspergillaceae
Product: mediator of RNA polymerase II transcription subunit 9
Exons: 1
Coding region: 1-507 (168 amino acids)
Biological process (GO): regulation of transcription by RNA polymerase II
Cellular component (GO): mediator complex
Molecular function (GO): transcription coregulator activity
Source: RefSeq, a predicted model, not a curated record